CUCCGCUCCACUUUUUAUAAGCUCUUGUUCGGGAGUUCAGCAACUUUUGCGAUUCAUUAAAAUCUUCUUAGGAACACUGGAACUACCUUGAGAUGUUGGCAAACCUUGAAAAUAUCCAAUACUUCCAUGACAUGUGCCCUCGAGAGCAGUCAUCAGGGGCCCUGGAUCUGGACAUGAUUGAGGAGUAUCUACAGGAGCACUCGCUGGAGGUCAUGCCAACACCGUGUGUCCAGCGGAGGAACCAUGAGGAAUGCAGUCUGGCAGAGAACAGCUGGUCUGGUCGUUAUGCAUAUGAAUGGAAUUACGGUGAAGUCUCAGGAACAGAUGAAACUCGCAAACAACAGCCUCCGCCGCAGCAGACGUGGCUCUGCCAGUCCAGUCACAGCGAGUGGGGACACUUCCAGUAUGACAGGAGCCACUGCAGUGAUUCAGAUUCACUGUCCACCAGCUCUGGGUGUCAGGAAUUUCCUCCUUCUCCAACCACAGACAGGACAGUACAGAUCGCGUAUGACUCGCUGACACUAGCGCCACUCACAGGUAAAAGGAAGGAGCGACUGUUCCAGUUCUUGUAUGAGAUGCUGCAGACACCAGACAUGCGGAGCUGCAUUUGGUGGGUUCAGUCCAACAACGGGACUUUCCAGUUCUCAUCACAGAAUAAGGAGAAGCUGGCAGAGAUGUGGGGCAAACGAAAGGGUAACCGCAAGACCAUGACCUACCAGAAGAUGGCACGUGCCCUGCGAAACUAUUCCAGAACAGGAGAGAUCUGCAAAGUGAAGCGCAAACUCACCUAUCAGUUCACUGAGAGAACACUGAGAGGCCUGCAGAACAACUCGCAGAGGUUAUUGGGUAGUUAAUGUGGUGUGUCCACCAAUGUUUGUUUUUUUGUUUUUUUCUCUAGGCGGGAAAUUGUAAACAAAUACUACGUAUUUUACAGAGGAUGAUUUUGCCUUUUUAUGGUUCAUAAUGCAAUGUGGGUGUAAGGAAAACAGAUUUUCUAAUUUUACAUGGCUAAAGUGAUUUUUUUUUUGUUUACAAUAACAUGGAACUGUAGGAAGUUGAAGGUGAUCUUUGAAAUAUGUUAAUCUAAGGAUUGUUGACCAUUACACUACGUUAUAUGUAGUCAUGAAUCCGUUUUUGUUGCCCUUUUUAUAUAAAAUGUGUCAUUUUUGUGCUAAUUUGACUUUUUUU
Molecule: messenger RNA, 1188 nt
Organism: Danio aesculapii
Lineage: Eukaryota; Metazoa; Chordata; Actinopteri; Cypriniformes; Danionidae
Product: transcription factor PU.1
Exons: 6
Coding region: 93-854 (253 amino acids)
Biological process (GO): regulation of transcription by RNA polymerase II; cell differentiation
Cellular component (GO): nucleus
Molecular function (GO): sequence-specific DNA binding; DNA-binding transcription factor activity, RNA polymerase II-specific
Source: RefSeq, a predicted model, not a curated record